AUGGUUAAGAACUUGAAGAGAAAAGAGCGCGAUGAGCACGAGUCUGACAGCGAUGAGGAGAUUGAUAUUGCUGGUAAUCUAGUUGCAGAUGGCUCUGACUCCGAGAGUGACGACUCUUCGGAUGGUAGCGACGAGGAAGUACAGGAUGUGAUAGAGUAUAGUAGUGAUGAGGAGGAGCCUGCCAAACCUGCCAAAGCAGUAAAGAAAAAGGUAGAAGACAAGUCCUUCCCUAGCUUAGAGUUGUCGGAUGAUGAAGAUGAGAAGAAGAAAGUGGAUAACGAUGAUGACGAUGUGAAUGCAUACUUCUCAGUGAACACAGAUGCUAAAUCCAAACACAAGAAAGGUAGUUUUGCCAGUUUCGGUCUAUCGAAGUUGAUCCUGGUGAACAUCUCAAAGAGAGGUUUCCGUCAGCCUACACCAAUUCAAAGAAAGACUAUACCUUUAAUUCUGCAGAACAGAGACAUUGUUGGUAUGGCAAGAACCGGUUCCGGUAAAACAGCGGCAUUCGUGUUGCCAAUGAUUGAGAAACUGAAAACACAUUCAAGUAAAAUAGGUGCUCGUGCGAUCAUUCUAUCUCCAUCAAGAGAAUUGGCCAUGCAAACACAUUCGGUGUUUAAAGAAUUCUCAAGAGGUACUCAUUUGAGAAGUGUCUUACUGACUGGUGGUGAUUCUUUAGAAGACCAAUUUGGUAUGAUGAUGACAAAUCCCGAUGUAAUCAUCGCCACACCAGGUAGAUUCCUGCAUUUAAAGGUUGAAAUGAACUUGGACCUGAAAAGUGUUGAGUACGCAGUAUUUGAUGAAGCUGAUAGACUGUUUGAAAUGGGUUUCCAAGAACAACUUAACGAAUUAUUAGCUGCUUUGCCAAGUAGCAGACAAACUUUAUUAUUCUCAGCCACUUUGCCUACAUCUCUGGUAGAUUUUGCCAAAGCCGGUUUGGUUAACCCUGUUCUGGUUAGAUUAGAUGCAGAAUCGAAGAUCAGUGACAACUUAGAAAUGUUAUUUUUAUCGACAAAGAAUGAUGAAAGAGAAGCCAACCUUUUGUAUAUAUUGCAAGAAGUUAUAAAAUUACCGCUAGCAACACCGGAGCAGAUCAAACAGCUGAAUGACAAUAAAGCGGAUGACAGUGAUGAAAGUGCUGAGGAAGAUGAAGACAAGAAGCGUAGAAAGAGGAAAAGUUUUAACAGAAAGGCAAUGCCUAAGGCCAACGAGCUACCUUCUGAAAAGGCUACUGUUGUUUUCGUGCCAACAAGACAUCAUGUUGAAUACUUAUCAAACUUGUUAAAAGAUUGUGGCUACUUAGUCUCCUAUAUCUACGGUGCGCUAGACCAGCAUGCCCGUAAAAGUCAACUUUACAAUUUCAGAAUAGGUCUGACAUCCAUUUUAGUUGUCACAGAUGUUGCCGCUAGAGGUGUGGAUAUUCCAAUGUUGGCUAAUGUGGUUAACUAUUCUCUACCAGCUUCUUCUAAGAUUUUCAUUCACCGUGUCGGUAGAACUGCUAGAGCUGGUAACAGAGGUUGGGCUUAUUCUAUAGUAUCUGAAAAUGAAUUACCAUAUCUGCUAGAUUUAGAACUGUUCCUAGGUAGAAAGAUUCUUUUGACACCAAUGUAUGAGGCACUAGAAAGAUUAUCAAAGGAGAAGUGGGUUGCAGAAGGUAAUGAUGAAACGUUAUUCCAAUCACCAAAGAUUUCUUAUACAAGUCGUAUGGUACUCGGUUCAUGUCCUAGACUGGAUAUUGAAGCUCUUUCAGAGCUUUACAAUAACUUAAUGAAGUCUAACUUUGAUCUUGAUAUGGCUAAGAAAACAGCUUUGAAAGCAGAAAAGUUGUAUUUCAGGACUAGAACUUCUGCCUCUCCAGAAUCCCUGAAGAGAAGUAAAGAAAUCAUCUCAUCGGGUUGGGAUGAACAGAAUGUUCUAUUUGGUAAAAACUUGGAAAAGGAAAAGAAUGCAUUCCUAGAAAAGUUGCAAAAUAGAAGGAAUAAGGAAACUGUCUUUGAAUUUACCAGAAAUCCUGAGGACGAGAUGGCCAAUCUAAUGCAUAGAAGAAGGCGUGCUAUUGCGCCAAUUCAAAGAAAAGCUAAGGAGAGGAAAGAGCUUUUGGAAAAGGAGCGUAUGGCAGGUCUAACUCACGCUCUGGAAGAUGAGAUUUUGAAAGGUGACGAUGCUGAGGUCGGGUAUACUGUCACUGAGGAUACUUUGAAGGCGUUCGAAGAUGCAGACACUAUCUUAGCAGAACAAGAGAACGCUAGUAAGAAAAAGAAGAAAACUUUCAGAGAUCCAAACUUCUUUUUGAGCCACUACGCACCAGCAAAUGAGAUCCAAGACAAGCAAUUAGAACUUUCUGGUGGAUUCAUCAAUGAAGCAGCUCAAUCUGCCUAUGAUCUGAACAGUGACGAUAAGGUCCAAGUUCAUAAGCAAACUGCCACGGUGAAGUGGGACAAGAAGAGAAAGAAGUAUGUUAACAUGAAUGGUAUUGACAAUAAGAAGUACAUCAUUGGUGAAAGUGGACAAAAGAUUGCAGCAAGUUUCAGAUCUGGUAAGUUUGAUGAAUGGUCUAAGGCCAGAAAGCUGGCACCAUUGAAGACAGGUGCCAAUGAGUCUUCUAUUCCGUCUAACCUAUUGGUUGAUCCAACUCGUGGCCCUGGUAAGUCGGGUUCAAAACUACCUAACGGUAAGUUCAAGCACAAAUUGGAAAAGGCACCAAGACUCCCAGAUAAAAAGAGAGACGAUUACCACAAGCAAAAGAAGAAGGUUGAGAGUGCUCUUGAAAGAGGUAUUGCUGUUAAGGGCUACAACAACGCUCCAGCUUUCAAGAGUGAAUUGAAAUCUGUUGCUCAAAUUAGAAAGGACAGAAAGACCAAGGAGAAUAGGCACGCAAAGAACGCAAGACCAAGCAAGAAGAGAAAGUUCUAA
Nakaseomyces glabratus is the source of this 2910-nucleotide messenger RNA. It is a transcript of the gene DBP10, whose product is annotated as ATP-dependent RNA helicase DBP10. Gene Ontology annotation, cellular component: nucleus. The record is from RefSeq and is a predicted model, not a curated record. NCBI's taxonomy places the organism in Eukaryota, Fungi, Ascomycota, Saccharomycetes, Saccharomycetales, Saccharomycetaceae. Gene Ontology annotation, molecular function: RNA binding; RNA helicase activity; ATP binding.